Molecule: messenger RNA, 1165 nt
Organism: Ictidomys tridecemlineatus (thirteen-lined ground squirrel)
Lineage: Eukaryota; Metazoa; Chordata; Mammalia; Rodentia; Sciuridae
Gene: Tmem225
Product: transmembrane protein 225
Biological process (GO): negative regulation of phosphatase activity
Source: RefSeq, a predicted model, not a curated record
GGCAGUUUGUUGCCUAGCGACAGACCACCCUCAAUAUAGGAAUGGUAAAGAGAGGAAGUUAUCUUCUCUGUUCCACAGCCUACUUCAGCUUCUGCCACUGCCCAUGUAUCAGUAUUCACUAAAAGUCCAGAUUUUCCCUUUUCUCCUGUGACUUAUCAAAGAGACUUUUGAAAUAUUUGUUGUAGUCUCAGCUAGAAAUUUCCACCCAAAAUAAUGCUUGUGUCAUCGAGGCAUAUCCAAGCCAUCAAUAUACUCGUGUCCUCCUGGGUAGUACUCUUCUUGAUAGUAGGAGUCAUUUUGGAGGAAUGGAUUAAGUUAGUCCCCAAAACAACAAACAAGACAACAGACGAGGCAACAAACAACGAGACAGCAAACAAGACCACAAACAACGAGGCAACAAACAACCAGACAACGAACAAUGAGACUAUCCACAAUCCAUGGAUGACGUGUUGUACUGCUGUUUGGCCAGAAGAUGGCCUGAAAAUUAUCAGGAUUAUGAUGCUAACCGUCUUGAUCACUUCCUGCACCUCUAACUUCAUCUUGGGAUUGCUUUUCACCUACAUUAUUCCUCAAAAUAAAUAUGUCUACCUCAUCAUUUUCCUCUUCAGUCUCUUGACAGGUAUCCUGCUGUUCUGUGCACUUCUACUGUAUGAUGGUAUGCUAAGGAAAGGUAAAACUGUGUACUUCUCCAGUUUCAAGAUCACCUGGGUCGCUGCCACUGCCUACUUCACCAUCAUCCUCCUUCUAGCCUGUAGUGUCCUCUCUUUCAUAGAAUACAAGGUGUUUGUAAAUAGCUGUACCUGCCUGAAAAUCCAAAAAUCUGCCAAAGAUCUACAGCUGUCUGGGAGUUCCAUCCAAGUUGUUUCGCUUCCAGAACGUACUGUGAUGCCUCGUAGCAUCGUCCGUGUGCACUCCCAUGAUUCAAAGGAAGACACUGAGAACAGAUCACAUGUCCAAGCCCGUCGUGUAACCUGGGCUCUAUGAUGUUAUGAUCCAUAUUUUGCAGUGUACACCCACCUGUAUCUUUCUGUGUGCUGUAUUUUGUGUUCAGCAUAACUUAAAUAACUGUGAGUGGGCUGGGGAUCUGUAAAAAGAUUCAGCAAAUGAGUUUUUUAACCCUAGCCUCCUAAACAAAUAGCUUUCUCUACAAUUUUUAUUAAUAAAA